AUAAUGAACAAGGUGGUGGUGCGAGCAGUACUCUGAACCACUCUCAAGUGAAACUUCACCACGACAAUGUAAGAUCAUCUCGGUGCAGACGUCGAAACCCCUGUCAACGUACAAUAGUCCUUUCAUGGGUUUUGUCAAUGACAAUAAAAUUUAACAAGCUGUCUAACUCUACCAUGUCAAGCACUAUGUCAGAAGCCAUGCCAAAGAAGUUCAUCACUUAAGACAUCCGUCAGCAUACAAUGUACUGUUACAAAUGAUAAUAUUGCCACAGGAACAAUGAAAUUACUAUCAGCAGAACUGGACUUUUUUUUUUUAUAAAACUCUCAAAUUAAGGUUGGCCAAAGGUGAAUAAAGGUUAAGAAACCGGACCUGCACAAAGGUCUUUCUUAACACUAACAAUCUCCUUCCGCCCUCACUGUGACUUGUAUCUAGGGCCUAGAUUCUAGGCUAUGUUUCUUCUUGUUUGGUACACCAGUUUUAAGAUUUUCUAGUGAAUGUCUUGCACAGAUAUCUGACGUAUAUAAUAACACUUCUACCAUCGGUUUCGUGGAAGUUUGCCAGAAAGAUACUAUACAAAGCAUAUGUAAGCAAAUAUGACUGAAGUGAAAGAAACGUCUCCGCUCUUAGGAAGGACAGUUACAGAAACUCCCAAAACCAGGUUCUGGAUUGUCCAAGCGUUGGCUGAUGUGACCGUGGAACCUGCUAUUUUGCUGCACUCUGUUGCUUAUGCGAUAGAUCAGGUUUACUUAACAAAUAUCAUAAUAGACAAAGUAUGUCUUGUUCAUUUCAAAUAUGACGCAGAAGUUUGUGAAAAUUUAGAUACAGGUAACUACACAGUAGAGCAAAACCAAGUGCAACGUUUGACUUCUGACUACAAUGUGUACAAUCAUUGGGUUGAGUAUCUACCUUCCCUGGUCAGUAUCCUCAUCCAGGGUGCUUGGGAGGACGUCAGAGGUCGUCGUCUUCCUGUGCUCCGUUCCUUCGUCGGUAGUUUACUCACAGCCCUUUGCUUCUUGGCCAAUGCUUACUGGUGGUCCCUUCCAGCACCGUUUCUCCUCUUGUCAUGGGUACCUCUUGGGGUCUCAGGGGGUAAUAUUGGCUUAAAUACGAAUGCCUGUAUUUUUGUGAGUGCCGUAUCCGGGAGUAGAUCAAGAACUUUUAGGCUAUCCGCCAUGGAGUGGAUAAAAUAUGGUUGUUACCCUUUAGCCAUAUAUCUAGCAAUGAUCAUUUACAGUAAUGGUGGUUAUGUGACUCUUUAUGGCUUUCAAGUGAUACUGUACAUUGUGGCUGUGGUGUAUCUCGCCUUCUGCCUGGAGGAGCCACAUUCUACGAAGCUUCAAGAUGAACAAACUUCUUCGAUGAGCAUUUGUGAAGUGUUCUCAACGUCAUGGUUAACAAGAACAUUCGCCGUGACGUGGAGGCCACGUGCAGCAGGUGGUCGAACUACGUUAAUUGCUAAUAUGGCAAUUCUUCUGCUGGUGGUCUUUAGUCAGGGUGUCAAGAACUACUUCUUCCUCUACACCAGAAAGAUGUUUGAAUGGGAAUACCAAAACUACACUGACUGGACUCUUGUUGAUUAUCCCGUGAAGGCUAUAGCGGCCGUGCACACUAGAGGCCGUGCACUCUAUGGACCGUGCACUCUAGAGGCCGUGCACUCUAUGGACCGUGCACUCUAG
This is a messenger RNA of Homarus americanus (American lobster), 1676 nucleotides long. RefSeq lists its product as uncharacterized. The transcript has 3 exons. Gene Ontology annotation, biological process: transmembrane transport. Gene Ontology annotation, cellular component: membrane. NCBI's taxonomy places the organism in Eukaryota, Metazoa, Arthropoda, Malacostraca, Decapoda, Nephropidae. The coding region runs from base 594 to 1676 and encodes 360 amino acids. Gene Ontology annotation, molecular function: transmembrane transporter activity. The record is from RefSeq and is a predicted model, not a curated record.